Molecule: messenger RNA, 1954 nt
Organism: Arachis ipaensis
Lineage: Eukaryota; Viridiplantae; Streptophyta; Magnoliopsida; Fabales; Fabaceae
Molecular function (GO): DNA binding
Source: RefSeq, a predicted model, not a curated record
UAUAGGCUCAUAGUCUGCAGAGGUCCAAGCUGCAGAAAGUGAAUGACAGUUCAGAGUUUGAGAGAAUGCCAAAUAACAGCACAAGUGGAGGUAAGAAGAGAAAACUCUGCCCACCAAAAGAACCCGAAGAUUGGUGCUUUGAAUGCAAGGAUGGUGGAGAAGUCAUUGUAUGCGAUCGCAGGAACUGUGUGAAGGUUUAUCACUCCAACUGUGUUCCUGUUACUCCUGUGAAGGACAAAUCUUGGAUUUGUGCUUGGCAUUAUUGCUACGAAUGCAAGGACUCCGCAAAGUUUUAUUGCCUUGGUUGUCCAAAUGCUUUGUGCAAAGAGUGCUUGGCUUCCUCAGAAUUUAUCACUGUCAAGGGUGAUAAAGGAUUAUGCUGCGACUGCGCGCCGCUAGUCAAAAUUAUCGAACAAAAUUUGGAGCGGGACUCUCAGGGGAACAAGAUAAGAGUGGAUGGAAGAGAUACAUAUGAGGGUCUAUUCAAGGAAUACUGGGAAAUUAUUAAGCUAAACGAAGGAUUAACUAGUGAUGAUAUCUCUGCUGCACAAACCAACUACAACAAAAAGGUUAAAAAAUCUCCAGAUCAAAGCAAAGUCAUUGAUUUAGAUAAAGAAAGUCAGAAUGACUCCAUGUCAUCGGACGGCGAUGAAGUUUUUAUGUAUAAACACAACUCAACCAAAAGGAAGCAGUCCAGUUCACUGGAGUUUAUGGGAUGGGGAUCGAAACCUCUCCUUAGCUUCCUUGCGUCCAUUGGAAAAUUUAGUACUGAACCAUUGUCACAGUGGGGUAUACGGACUCUCGUGUGUGAAUACAUUGAGAAGAACAAUCUCUAUCUCUCGCAAGAUAAGAGGAAGUUCCUCCUUGAUGAAAUGCUGUUUUCUAUAUUCAGAAAAAAGGUUAUGUCAAAAAAUCAAAUAUAUCCUCUAUUGGAGCUUCACUUUGCUGAAAAGUCGGAUGAUAGAGAUGGUGAAGAAAACAAUUAUGAAAGCAUAAGCACUCCUCCUGACAACAAGGGUCUCAGUGAUCAGACUUCAUGUAGGAAAAGGAGAUUGUCAAGCUCGAAAGGGAAACUUCUAUUGGAAAAGAAGAAUUUGUCUAUCAAGCCUAGUCGUUUUGCAUCCAUAAGUUCCAGUAAUAUAAGACUUAUUUACUUAAGACAAAGCUUGGUGCUAGAGUUAUCUAAACAACUUGAAAAUGUUAUGGAUAAGGUUGUUGGAGCCUUCGUUAGAGUUAAAAUGGAUUCCAGUGAUUGUAAGCAGACAAGGUCUUACCAGCUUGUGAGAGUUACAGGUGUUGUAUUGGAGGAUGAUGCUUAUAGGAGAAUUCUUUUGCUAGUUUCCUUCAUGUCUAAAGCCAUCCCUAUCUCCGAGCUUUCUGAUAAUGACUUCACAGAGCAAGAAUGUGAGGAUUUGCGGCUAAAAGUGAAAGCCAAAAUGCUGCAGAAACUAACUGUUGUGGAGCUUCAAGAAAAGGCAAAAAGUCUUCAUGAGGAUAUAACAAAGCAUUGGAUCGCGACUCGACUAACCUAUUUGCAAAAUCAGAUUGACCGUGCAAACCUAAGCGGAAGACAAAGAGAAAAAUUUGCCUUACUUGAUGAAAGGGAAAAACUUCAACAACCAUGGAAGCAAGAAGAGUUGUUAAAGCGAGUUCCAUCAGUUCUCCCAGAGUUUCCUACAGAGCCACACAAAUGAUAAGAGAACUAACACAUGUAACUUGUGGUUUUAUGGUUUAGAAUGAAGGUCCAUGCUUUUGGAAACAAGUUAAUUUCUUAAUGUUGCUCCAAUAGGUUAUAGCCUUUUUAAUAAUAAUAAAUUAAUAAAUAAUUAUUCUAGCUAGUUUAUGUUUGGUCAAUUUUGUGACACUUGGAAUUAAGGCUGUGUAAUGACGUGUAUAAUAGCAUUAUCAAAAAUGUCAUGUGCAGAAUAAAAAUCAGCCACUAAUUCAGUUGCCA